Molecule: messenger RNA, 1821 nt
Organism: Theileria parva strain Muguga
Lineage: Eukaryota; Apicomplexa; Aconoidasida; Piroplasmida; Theileriidae
Gene: Gspt1
Product: translation elongation factor EF-1 subunit alpha
Exons: 6
Coding region: 187-1806 (539 amino acids)
Biological process (GO): translation
Cellular component (GO): translation release factor complex
Molecular function (GO): GTPase activity; GTP binding; translation release factor activity
Source: RefSeq, a predicted model, not a curated record
UAAUCUGAUCAAGUAUAACGAACACCCAACCAUGUGACACUUUAUAAAACAUAUUGUUUAUAUUCUCUGCAUAAAAUAAAAUUUAUUGUGGAACUUCUGUAUAUUAUUAUUAAUAUUUCUUUUAUAAUUUACCAAAUUCAAUCUUGUUAAAUAAACAAUACAUUCUAUAGUAACUUUUUGUAUAAAAUGGAUUCAGAAAAGUUCUCAGACUUUGAAAAUGACGCAGAAAAUUAUGAAUAUGAACAGUCGUUUAAGUUCAACCCAGAUGCGCAAGAGUUUAAGCCCAGAGAUUCCUGGCUCGAUGAACCCGUAAACAACACAACCUACGAUUCUCCCACUCUAGGUGUAGAGUCACUAAAAAUACGUGAAGAUUCUAGCGCUGAAGAGGAGGAUUCAUGGGAUAAUGAGCUUAGUGACUCACAAAAAGAAUCGCUGGUUAAGAAGAAGGAAGGAAAGGAAUCUGCUUUAUCUCCGCCAGAUUCAAGACCGCACCUUAACAUUGUUUUUAUCGGACACAUAGAUGCUGGGAAAUCAACCACAUGUGGAAAUAUUCUGUACCUUUCUGGGUACGUAGAUGAUCGUACAAUUGAAAAGUACGGCAAAGAGGCUAAAGAAAAAAAUAGAGAGAGCUGGUUCCUAGCCUUCAUUAUGGACACUAAUGAGGAAGAAAGAGAAAGGGGUAAAACAAUAGAAGUGGGUAGAGCGAAGAUAGAAACAAAGAACCGCAGAUUCACAAUCCUUGACGCUCCAGGACAUAGAAAUUACGUUCCAAACAUGAUCGAUGGAGCAACUCAAGCUGAUUGUGGAGUUUUGAUUAUCUCCGCAAGAAAAGGAGAGUUUGAAACAGGGUUCGAACGAGGUGGCCAGACUAGAGAACAUGCCCUGUUAGCGAAAACUCUAGGUGUUAGUUAUCUAAUAGUAGCAAUAAACAAGAUGGACGAUUCAACUUGUAACUGGUCAAAAGAAAGAUAUGAGGGAAUUAUAAAGAAGCUGAAGCCUUUCCUUAAGACGUGUGGCUUCACUGAAGGGAAGGACCUGAGCUUUGUUCCAAUAUCGGGACUUCUGGGUCAGAAUCUCAUUGACCACAUUUCCGAUGUAAAUUACAAACAUUACGAUAAAAAUGCAGCAUGGUAUGAUACUUCAAUGCCAACACUUUUCCAACUUCUCGAUAACGUCCCAACUCUGGAAUCUGAUGAAAAUGCACCAUUAAGGAUCCCAGUUAUUGACACUUACAGAGAGAACGGACUAGUUUGUUUGGGGAAAGUAGAGUCUGGAGUUGUCAAAACUGGACAAAACUGUGUUGUUGUACCUAAUAAAUCAAGGUCGAAGGUUACGAAUAUUUACUUUGAAAGUGAUGAGUAUUCAUAUGCCAAAGUUGGUGAAAACAUUAGGAUAAGACUAUCAACAACUGAUGAAGAAAACGUAUCAAAGGGAUCUGUGAUUUGUAAUUUGGAAUCACCGUGCCCAGUCGUGUUAGAGUUCACGGCCUUGAUAUCAAUUAUUGACUUACUUGAACACAGACCAUUAGUAUCAUCUGGAUACUAUUGUAUGUUUCACGCUCAUUGUGUUGCAGCAGAAGUCAAGUUCCUCAAGUUAUUGGAAACUGUAGACAAAGCAACCAAGAAGAAGAAACCAAACCCAGUUUUCGUGUCAAACAAUUCAAUCGUAACUGCACAUCUGCUGGUGACUCCAGCGGCAUGCUUAGAGAAGUUCGCAGACUGUCCUCAACUGGGAAGAUUCACUCUUCGAGAUGAGGACAAGACAAUAGGAAUCGGAAAAGUUUUAGAAAUUUUAAAAACAGAAUAAUCUAAUAAACCAUAA